Messenger RNA from Monopterus albus (swamp eel), 4344 nucleotides. RefSeq names its product GDP-mannose pyrophosphorylase B (gene gmppb). Lineage: Eukaryota; Metazoa; Chordata; Actinopteri; Synbranchiformes; Synbranchidae. The record is from RefSeq and is a predicted model, not a curated record. Gene Ontology annotation, biological process: GDP-mannose biosynthetic process. Gene Ontology annotation, molecular function: GTP binding; zinc ion binding; mannose-1-phosphate guanylyltransferase (GTP) activity. The coding region runs from base 181 to 2211 and encodes 676 amino acids. The transcript is spliced from 15 exons.
GCUGAGCGGCUGAACCGGAAACCAAACAACAAACUCAGAUUUAAACGAUCUUACGUGUCAUUCCCAGAGUUUCACUGAUUCAAGACAUCACCGAAGAGAGAAGAACAAAUUCAUGCUGGUUCUGCUCUCAUCAUUCAUGAGCUGUGGUUGUACUGGUUAACGGUUGCUAACAGCAGAAACAUGAAGGCUUUGAUCCUGGUGGGGGGGUAUGGGACCAGGCUGCGACCGCUCACCCUGAGCGUCCCCAAACCACUGGUGGAGUUCUGCAACAAGCCCAUCCUGCUGCACCAGGUGGAGGCACUGGUCAAGGCUGGGGUGAACCAUGUGGUUCUGGCAGUAAGCUACAUGUCGGAGCUGCUGGAGAGAGAGAUGAGAGUCCAGGAGCAGAGACUUGGGAUUCGUAUCUCUCUGUCUCAUGAGAAGGAGCCUCUGGGAACAGCGGGCCCUCUGGCGUUGGCUCGAGAGCUGCUGAACGUUGACAAUGAGCCGUUCUUUGUCCUAAACUCGGACGUCAUUUGCGAUUUCCCCUUCAAAGACCUGAUGCAGUUCCACCGCAACCACGGCAAGGAGGGAACCAUCGUGGUGACGCGGGUGGAGGAGCCCUCCAAGUAUGGCGUAGUGGUCUUUGAGGCGGACAGUGGGAGGAUCCAUCGCUUCGUCGAGAAACCGCAGGUCUUCGUCUCCAACAAGAUUAAUGCUGGCAUAUACAUCUUCAAUCCCAGCAUGCUCAGCAGGAUCCAGCUGAGACCAACAUCCAUUGAGAAGGAGAUCUUUCCUGUCAUGGCAGAGGAGGGACAUCUGUACACCAUGGAGCUACAGGGUUUCUGGAUGGACAUCGGUCAGCCUAAAGACUUCCUGACCGGGAUGUGUAUGUACCUUCAGUCGCUAAGACAACACGCUCCUGAGAGGCUACGCACAGGGCCCGGCUUCCUUGGCAACGUUCUGGUGGACCCGACGGCUCAGAUUGGCGAGAACUGCACCAUCGGACCAAACGUGACCAUCGGCGCUGGCGUGGUUGUGGAGGAUGGGGUGAGGAUAAAGCGCUGCACGGUGCUGAAAGGAGCACGGGUUCGAUCACACUCCUGGCUGGAGAGCUGCAUCGUGGGGUGGAGCUCCUCUGUUGGCCAGUGGAUGUCUGUAAAGAACAAAGCCGGAGGAGGAGGUGCAGGGGUGUGUCUCACAUGUAAGGGGAGCUGCACUGGAUACCAGCCACAUUCUUGGAGAAAAGCCUGUGUAGCCUGUGGCUGCACCAUGGUCGACCACGCUCCUGGAGGUGAUCACGAAGAUGACCAGCAAAUGGGACGCCUGCUUGCAGACUCACCCUGCUCCCAUUUGACAGCAAAGGUCAAAGGAGGUGGCGGUGUUCGCAUGUACAAGAGAAACCGUAUGACUGUGACAAAUACGGCGGUGUCACGCAAAGAUCCGACCUUCAAAACUACGACAUACGUCUGGGCGCCGGCUGGCCUCAACCAGAAACUGGCCAUGCAGUACAUGGAGCUCAUCCCAAAGAGUCGACGUCCAGUCUCGGGGAAGGUUGGAGCAUUGGAACGACGUAGGCAGCUCCUCAUCCAGCUCCCAAUCUACGAUCAGGACCCCAUGAAAUGUCAGAGUCUGGCCAGUGACGAGGAGAUUUCCUCCAUGCUGCUGUUUGUGAAGCACUACAAACAAGAGGUGCUUGGAGUUGGGGAGGUGGCCUUACCGGGUGAGGGUGGAGCUCUCGGGGAAGCAGCCAUUCAGACCACAGCAAAGGAGGCCAAGGACCGCAGCAACAGUAACAAGAAGGAUGCUCUGGAGCACCAGGACCACAGCUCCACCAAUUGCAGCGCUGCCUCCGCUACUGGUUCCACUAAUGGAACAGAAGACAGCACUAAGGCUGAAUAUCGGUGUACUGGUUGCCAUGGUGAGGUUGCCAAGGAGAGUCCAGCUGUUUAUGCUGAGCGUGCAGGUUACCAUAGUGCCCUGUGGCAUCCCACCUGCUUUGUAUGUUCGGAGUGUGGCCAGGGAUUGGUGGACCUGGUCUACUUCUGGUCCAAUCAGAAGCUGUUCUGCGGAAGACACUACUGUCAGACAGUCUGGCCACGAUGUUCAGGCUGUGACGAGCUGAUCUUCUGCCCAUCUUUUCACACGUCGAAAGAUGGACGAACAUGGCAUCAUCAUCAUUACUGCUGCUGGAAGUGCGGGCAAAACCUGGAUACACCCUGUCAGCACUGAGACACACACAAUAUGGUAUUCAACAAAAUGUGGUGUUCACGUUUAAGAAGUUUUAAUACUGCUCCUUUACAAAGUGCUUCAUAGACAGUGAAGCCACAAAAGUGUCAGACAAGACAAAAUAUUAGUCCAGUAAUAUAUUAAUCAUGUUUAUAUUGACUAUGGUUAUGGAGUGCUUGUUUUAUAUAAAAAAACAAAACAAAUAUGUUGUGGCUAAAUAGUACCAAAUAAAUAGAGCUGAAAGUCUUUAUAUGUUUAGUUGAAAUAUUAGUAUCCUGCAAAGAAAAGAAGUCCAGCUGAUAUAUUUAUGUUUAAAACACUUAAGACAUUUAGCUGACAACUACUCGUUCAGCUGAGCCUACUAGUGUUUCAAGUAUUUAAAGAAAUAUUUAGUUGACACAACAGUGUUUAAAGUACUUACAGAAGCAGUUAGUUGAUUUAUUAGCACUUAAAGUACUGAGUGACUGGAUCCAGAUGUGCUGGUUUCAGCCUGCUGUGUUUCAGAUGUAAACAGCAGCUCAACAGAGGACCAGACCUGACAUUUUAGGAAAUUAAUUAGUGAAUGAACAAAUAAGAGGAAGCUAAAUAAAAUGAGAAAUAAAUACAGUAAUAAAAAUAACAUAUGAGCUUGUUUGGGAGCUUUUGACUCGUGGUCUUCAGUCACAGAAACACUGACUUUGAACAUCUGCUGUAGAGGGACAGCUGAGCAAACUCUAUCUGCUGGGGUCAUGAGCAAACUGAAUGUUUAUUUCACUGUCUCCUCAAGAUUAAUUUUGUCCUGCAUUUCAGUAAGAGUUUUCUCAACUAUGGGGUAAUCCCAUGUUGUCACAUAAUAAAAAUUCUGCGUACAGUAUAUCUAUGUCAUUUUCAUAAUUCUUGUUUUCUUAAAACAAACACAAAUUUUAGAAAACAAGUUAAAUGUUUUAAAUAUAAGUAAAAUGCAUUAGCAGAGAAGACAAAAGCUGAAUAAUAAAUCCAGAUGAAGUCAGUGGAACCUAAACUAAGAACAUUACAUUUGCACUAUAUAUGGAAAAAUUAUCAUUGUGUUCGUUUUUAACUUUAAGGUCAUUGGAACUCUGACUAAACCUUUGAAAUUAUCAUUUAAACUGUCUUUUCAUUCCUGAAAUGUCAGGGUUGGAUUUUGUGCAGAUUUAUGGUUAACUUUUUAAUAUUUGUUUCAAAGCAAGGAAACUUUAUUUUUAAAGCACCUAAAAAGAGUUACCAAAUGCUUAUUUCAGGCAUAAAUAAGCUUAUUGGUUGACUUAAACCUUUGAGAACUGGACAGAUGGAAAGCUGGAAAAGGCAAAUCACAAAUUUUGCCAGGUUAAAAAAAACUCUUUUUUUUUUUUCAAGAUUUCAACCUUCAGCCUUUAAAGACUUACCUCUGAAAGUUGGGUUGUGUGUUAAUAACAUUUUCUUAUUUUUUCUGUUCUGUUUUAAGGCUGCUAAAUGCUGCUUUUCUGCAAGUUAUAUUCAUGAUAUAUAGCCUGAGUUUUGUAUUUUGGUAACCAAGAUUAAAAAAAAUAAUGUAUACGAUAAAUCCAAAAGUCAGCCAGGAGGAGGAUAUUAUAUUAGUUUUAUGGCUGCAGAGUUAUUAUUUUUACAAUGUGUUAAAAUUCCCCUUUUCAUGUUUGCCAGAAAUAAAAAUCUAUGCUAGGCAGAAGUUAUUAAUUGGCUUUACUUUGUUCCAUGAAAUAAAAUUCAUAACUACAGUUAGUAUAACAUCAGCUAGUAUUUGAUUGUUUUUUUUUUUUAUCCUUCAGUCAUUUUUUGAAUUUAUUGCUGCUAGCAAAACAUUAGUAGUCAUUUAGCUAGCAAUAUUGUUUGAUAUACUGUGGUUAUCUAAAUAUGUAGCCUAUGUAACAAGAAUACCGUUCAGUACAGUGUUAAAUGUGGCAGACAAGAUGAUACAGUAAUAAACAGCAAUAGCAAACUGAAUAUUGAUAGUAGCUUCAUUUCCAUGUGUACAGUAUAACAUGUUUAGCUUAGCUUAGCACAAAGACUGGAUGUGGAGCAAAACUGCUAGCUUAGGUUUGUAAAUUUGAAAUGUUUCACUUAAAAUGACAAGGAUAACAAGGAAUUCUAAAAAAUCUGUUCUGUGAAGUAAAUGAAGUUUUUGUUAUAAUGUGUAGAAAU